Plasmodium vinckei vinckei is the source of this 585-nucleotide messenger RNA. Its product is annotated as exosome complex component CSL4, putative. Lineage: Eukaryota; Apicomplexa; Aconoidasida; Haemosporida; Plasmodiidae. Gene Ontology annotation, biological process: RNA processing. Bases 1 to 585 code for a protein of 194 amino acids. The record is from RefSeq and is a predicted model, not a curated record. Gene Ontology annotation, molecular function: RNA binding. Gene Ontology annotation, cellular component: cytoplasm; nuclear exosome (RNase complex). The transcript has 2 exons.
AUGGAUAAUAUUGUAUUACCUGGAGAAGUAGUGGGAAACCUAAAUAAUUAUAUAAGUGGAAAUAAUACAUAUAUAUUGAAAAAUGAAAUAAGAUCAACAAUAUUAGGUAAAAAGAAUAUUAGUAUUAAUAAUGAAAACAAACAAAUUAUUAAUAUUGACGUUAUAAAAGAUUAUGUACCCUUGCCCCAAGUAGGAGAUCUUGUUAUAUGCAAAGUUUAUAGAGUAACAUUUAAUAUGAUAUAUUGUAAUAUCAUGUUAACAAAUAAUAAGCCAUUAAAAAAUAGUCUUAAAGGGUAUAUAAAUAAAAGUGAUAUACAUAUAUAUGAAGGAGAUUUAGGAGAUAAUUUUGAUUGUUUUAAACAAGGAGACAUAAUUAAAGCAAAGGUUUUAUCAAUAGGUCAGCAUUCGUCAUAUAAGCUUUCUACUGUUGGAUCGGACUUAGGUGUCAUUAUAGCCUUAAGCGAAAAGGGUGAUAUCUUACAACCCGUGGCAUGGAAUUUGAUGGUCAAUUUAAGUGACAUGAGCUUCGAACAAAGAAAGGUCUCCAACGAGUUUUCCUUCUCUCAUAAUGCUUACAUGUCAUAA